AUGGCUUCCCUCAUUCCCGCCUUGAGAACGCGGGUAACCCAUGCCGCCCGAAUAGGCACACGACAGAUCAGCACAUCAACGUCUCGGCUGCGACAAGGACCCGGCACCGGCGAGAACUUCGAACAAGCGAAUGACCCUACCCCACGAAAGGAAACUCCGAAUGUGUCCAAGACAAAUGAACUAGAAGUCAGCGUGGGCGGCGCCCGGGAUGCGCCACUGCAAGAGUUCCCAGAUGUUGCAGAGAGGGCUAGAGUGCUGCAAGCGCCCAACAGAGCGAAGGUCUGGUCACGGAAUCAAAUGCCCAGGGAGGUCGCCAUGUCUGGACCCAGAUUUGAACAGACCAUCAUUGAGGCUCAGCCUCGACCAUAUGCUGCAAUCGAGCUAAUCCACAAACAACCUGUUCGGUGGGUCAACGAAAAGAUUGUGGCCUGCGACGGCGGCGGUGGACCAUUGGGACACCCGAGAAUCUUCAUCAAUACGGACAGACCUCAAAUCUGCUGGUGCACAUACUGCGGUCUUCCAUAUGCACAUACAAAGAACAAAGCGCAUCUCGAGUCGUUGCCCUCGACUUCGUACCCUCUUGCACCAACGGGCGACCCAGAUGAGAUUCCGGUGCCAAGCAGUCCGAGUCAGAAGGGAGAGGUACAAGGCCAAUAUCCGAUCCUUAAAGGCGAGCAUGAGGCGGAAAGUGUUAGCAAAGAAGCAUUCGAACAGAGAUGA
Cladophialophora yegresii CBS 114405 is the source of this 720-nucleotide messenger RNA. RefSeq names its product NADH dehydrogenase (ubiquinone) Fe-S protein 6. The coding region runs from base 1 to 720 and encodes 239 amino acids. NCBI's taxonomy places the organism in Eukaryota, Fungi, Ascomycota, Eurotiomycetes, Chaetothyriales, Herpotrichiellaceae. The transcript has 3 exons. The record is from RefSeq and is a predicted model, not a curated record. Gene Ontology annotation, biological process: mitochondrial electron transport, NADH to ubiquinone.